AUAACCUUCCUGUAUUCCUGUUCCUGACUUUGGACUUGUCUAAAGCGUUGGCCCAGUUGCCCAAUGUGGCUGCUCUUUUGUAGGGCAGCAUACAUACAUAUUUGACCCAUUUUCUACGCUGGGAUCAGAAUUCAUUAGAAUUUGUAAUUGAAUUGCUGGAGGGGGAAGCAGGCAGGCAGGCAGACCGAGCGUGACUGAUAGGGGAAGGGUGACUCCAUUCUCCUGGACAGCUUGUCUCGCUGUCGCACACAAAACACGGCUAAUCGGACGCGUUAUUGGACGGUAGAACCAGCUGGGUACCGACCGGGGGCCGCGGAUUUUCCUCGCCAUGCCUGCAGCACGAUACACGGAGGACAGUUCGGAGGGAAAACGGGACAGCAGCGAGGAAAAAACGCCAUUGUUUGAGCAUGAUAGUGACAACAAUGAAGCCAGCAGCAGCGUCAGCGAGGAGAGCGAGCGGGAAGACGGCAUCGUGAUGUCGCGGAGGAACAUGUUCGGCUCCUCCAGCGGGACGUACAACGUGCGGGCGUCGGAGAUCGCGCGGGACAAGCACCGUCCCGAGGUGCAGUGUCAGGUCUACAUGCUGGACGACACAGUACAGACCUUCAAAGUCUUCAAAAAAGACAAGGGAGGAGUGUUGUUAGACAAGGUGUUUAAGUACCUGGACCUGGUGGAGAGAGACUACUUCUGUCUCAUGUUCCAGGAUGACAUUCCAGAACAGAUGAGAUGGCUGGAUGCCCACAAACCCAUUAGGAAGCAGAUCAGAACGGGAUCUCCCUACAGUCUGUAUUUCAGAGUAAAGUUCUAUGCAACAGACCCUAGCAAACUUCAGGAAGAGUACACAAGGUACCAUUUCUUCCUACAACUGAAGAAGGACAUUCUUGAAGGAAGAUUACCCUGCUCCCCACAUACUGCUUCCCUGUUGGCGUCGUAUGCUGCACAAUCUGAACUGGGUGAUUACGACCCAUCAGAACAUCUGCCAGGUUACCUGCAGGAGUUCAGAUUCGUGCCCAACCAGUCCCCAGAGUUCGAGAGGGAAGUAGAGGAACUACACAAAAGACAUGUAGGUCAGCCCCCAUCAGAGGCAGAGUUUAACUACCUAGAUCGAGCCAAGAGGCUGGAGUUCUACGGAGUUGACCUGCACUAUGCUCGGGUAAGACAAAGAGGUCUUACACAGAUGAUAACUUUCCAACAGUACAACCAUAGCCUCUCGGACCAAAGUAACCUGGAGAUCCAGUUGGGGGUUACGGCAGCAGGCAUCAGUAUUUAUCAAAACGGGGUGAAGAUAAACACAUUUUCAUGGGACAGUGCCAGCAGUUCGAUCUCACCCCAUACCAGACACAUGGCCAAAAUUGUCAAGAUUUCAUUCAAGAGAAAACAGUUCUUUCUCCAGCUACGAAAAGAACCGAAUGAUGACCGAGAAAACGCCAUCGGAUUUAACCUGGCGAACUACCGUGCCUGUAAGAACCUGUGGAAGUCCUGCGUGGAACACCACACCUUCUUCCGCCUGGACACGCCCAAGCUGCCUUCCCGCCGAAACAUGCUCACACUCUUCAAACUAGGCUCCAAGUAUAGAUAUAGUGGAAGAACGGAACGACAAACAAUAGAACUUGGCAAAGAAGAAGGAAAUAGAAACAGACAAUUUACCAGGAAUCCUUUCUUCAGGACUCCCAGUAAGAGGUACGCCAGGCGGACCAUCGGCGGGAUCACCCGGGACGUCAUCAAGGACGAGAUUCGUAACGAGGAGAUCAGACGCUCACUCGUGCGCCAGUCCCACUCUGUGUCUGCCCCGGGUUUGAGGAAUAUCAAUGGCUCUGCUGAACUGCUGGAGAGAAGACCGCCGUCCAUGUCUUCCCCCACCAAGGAGAUCCCCAUCAGGAGGGCGUGGUCAGACGGACACCAAUCAGAGGAAGAUGAGGGAGGUUUUGCUCCAGACUACAUUACACGAGGGAAGCAGUUUAAGGCUUACAGUGAAGAUGGCAGUUUUACAGAGAAGUCAUAUGAAGUCCUCCCAUCUUACAAUGAGAACUUGCCCAACGGAAACCUGGUUCCAGACAACAGCAUUGUUCUCAUCCGGAUGAAACCAGAUGAACAGGGGCGAUUCGGCUUCAAUGUCAAGGGUGGAGCAGACCAGAAUAUGCCUAUCAUUGUAUCAAGAGUUGCUCCCAGUACCCCCGCGGACAAAUGCGUUCCGCGGCUGAACGAGGGCGACCAGGUUCUCCUGAUCAACGGUCGCGACGUCUCGCAGCACACGCACGAACAGGUGGUCAUGUUCAUCCGCUCCACACGGGAGUCCCACACCGGCGAGCUCGAGCUGACCGUCAGACCAAACGUGUACAUCCCUGACGGUGUAGAAGAGGAGCCAGAUUUUAUGUACACGCCAGACAACCUGAACCCCCCUCGCCCUCCCAUCACAUCAGAUGACGCUCUGAAGGAAUCCAUGGUCCUCAUAGAGGAGGGACUGAAAACUGGGGCAUCACUCUUACAGUUCGAUCAAUUGUUUAGGAAGAAGCCUGGUAUGACCUGUAACGCCUCCAGAAUACCUGAGAACAUCUGUAAAAAUAGGUAUCGAGACAUCUCACCAUAUGAUGAGACAAGAGUGAUGUUGCAGGGUGGACAAGACUACAUCAACGCCAACUCUGUAAAUAUGGAGAUCCCCAGGAUGGGCAUAGUGAACCGGUACGUGGCGGCGCAGGGGCCGCUGCCCAACACCAGCGGGGACUUCUGGCAGAUGUGCUGGGAACAGCAGUGUACGCUCAUCUGUAUGCUCACAACACAAGUGGAGAGGGGAAGGGUGAAGUGCCACCAGUACUGGCCUGACUUACACCAGACCAUCCAGUUUGGCGGGCUGCAGAUCUGCUGUGUUACUGAGGAGACCACACCCUCAUUUGCCUUCAGAGACUUCAGCAUGAUCAACCUGAAUACUGAUGAGGAGAGGAGAGUUGUACAGAUGCAGUACCUGGCCUGGCCAGACCACGGUGUCCCUGAUGACUCUACAGAGUUCCUGGACUUCGUGUUCAGGGUCAGGCAGCAGAGAGUGGGCAUGGUGGAGCCAACCAUGGUGCACUGCAGUGCUGGGAUCGGCAGGACGGGCGUCCUCAUCACCAUGGAGACAGCCAUGUGUCUGAUUGAGUGUAACGAGCCGGUGUACCCGCUGGACAUCGUCAGAACCAUGAGGGAACAGAGGGCCAUGAUGAUACAGACUCCUGCACAGUACAAGUUUGUAUGCGAAGCAAUCCUGAGAGUAUACAAAGAGGGAAUUGUAAAACCACUGGCUGAGUUCAAGUCUCCGUUCAACCACAAGUGACACCCUGCACCCUUCAGUCCCUCCACACUUUCCUUUGGCAAUCCUACCCACAUCAUACGGAGAUAGUCUCUUCAAGUUGUACAUAUUUUUAAUCAAGACAUUUAAUCUAUGCAUUUUUUCGGUCACAAUUUUCCUACCGGAUGUCGGGGAGUAACAAGUUUCAUGCUUACGUAGCAGGUUUUUGUGGAAAGAAUGGAAGAACCGUAUCCAAUUAUGUAGCAAAUCUCUUGGUAGUUUCUUGCCACAAUUGUACUUUUUUUACUUCCUCGCACUUCUUUUGAGCAACAUUUGUUCAAAGUUACAAGAUGAAAAGUCAUGGUAGUGUAGUAUUAUUUUAAUCUAAUUGUGGUGGUCGCCGAUCAUUCCUAUGGGAUUCGCCAUGCGAUUUGAAUCUAAAGUUAUAAUGUUAAAAUCAGUGAACCCUGAGUGGGACUUUUAUUCUGAACAAAUCAAGGUUUGAAGCACUCUUUGAAUUCAGAACGCAAUGAGUUUAAAUUAUGACAUGCUUUCUCUACUUGGAUGACCAUGGUAAUGUGAUUGGGUACUUUUGGAGACUUUCCAACUUGCCCCGCUCAAAUCUAAAUGUUGCAAUUGUGGCACCAAUCAGAAAUUUGCCUGAGCAAUUUUAAAAUUGCUUUAGUUUAAUGCACGGGCAAUUUUCACCAAAUAUUCUCUUAAUGUAGUUGCCUGUCUUUCCGUUGAUUCAAUUUGUACAUAUAUUUUUUUCAUUUGUUGGCAUUCCAGUAGGUUUAGAUACUUAGAGGCAGCGGCCGCAUUAUGUGGUAAAUAAGCGAGUAUACUUAGCUGCUAGUACUUGUCAGAUGGUCAUAUCUGUACAUAUUAAUGCAUUAUUCUCAUUUCACGAGGAAAGAAAAAGACAGCUACUUAUGAUAUUUUGCAGGUUAAGAGUUGAAACAAACACCUAAUGUCAAAUGCUUCCAUUUGAAAGGGUUGCAAAUGAUGAUAUUGAAAUGAGUACACUGCAAAACUUACGGUACAUGUAUAACAUCAAUUAUACUUGAGACAGAUAUGUUUUAGUGCAAAGUGUUACAGGUUCAGUUUUCAGUUCAUUGCAGUUGGCAUAGUUGCAUCAUUUUACACACCAUUCAUACAAUUGUGUUUUGGAAAUAAUUUUGGUUCGUGUGUGCCUUUGUUCUGUAAACCACACUAAUAAUAUUUGCCUUCAUAUUUCUGCGUAUUUUCUUGGUACCCUUAGACUAUGUCCCUCUGUACACAGUUGAGGUUGUAUAUGGUUGUUGUAGAUUCUAGUUUUGUUACACAGUUAAAAACAAGGACCACACUUCAUUUUGUUUUUAUUAAUCUAUUCUUUCUAUAUCACAUGGUACCAUGUAGUUAUAAUAUGCAGAUUAAGUCAUAUUUACUUUGGGAACAGUUAGAGUUAAGCUGCUGGUCAGUUAAACACAUGCUACUGUAGAGAAAAUAUGAUCUGUUGAAAUUCUUCCUGCUAUAAUCAGUGAGUGCUCCCAUUGGAUACUGGUACCUGCUUGAUAUGCGCAUAUUAAUGAAUGACAUUCCGGACAUUUUUUUGGGACAAUUCACUUAUCACUCGAAACCCAUGGGUCUUUUUAAAGCCCCGAGAAGGAAUAUUGAUAGAAAAUUUUAAAUUCAAUGCCACUUCUGAGGACAUUUUAGAAUCAGUGACUGUUUUGUACAAAUUCAAAGAAUAUUUAAUUACCUUCUGUUAGAUGCUGCAGAGAAGUUUACUUGCAAAUUCUAGCAAAGUUUUUGCAGGGCACAGAAAUGUGCUUCCAUCCGUAAUGGUGAUUUACAGUGUAAUGUUUUUGAAAAGAAUUUCCGACUCAAUCAGAGAUCUACAAUGUAGUUGUAGUUUCCAUGCCUUGUAUUUUCUAUCAAGUGAAAUCCCGUAAUGGCCAUUUUCACUGAAAACACUGUUUACAUUUUAGAUGAUUACUGAAGAACUCAAACAUUUUACCCUCUUGUAAGGAUAAAGCGAUUUUUAACGCCGGCAUUGCUCGAUACAGUUAAACAUAUGAGAAACUGCGUGUGUGCAUUUGCAAACAUAUAGGGUGCCAUAUGUAAAGAAACCAUUUCUUGUCUGUAAGGUACUGUAGACUAAGUGUAAUAACUGAGUUGUUGAAGACCAUGACAUUAAUGUACCUUUCUGGAGUGCAAGAUUUCUAACAGUAGUUGCCUUCCUCUGAUCUAUACGUUUGUUCACUAUGAGAGUGUAGAUA
Branchiostoma belcheri (Belcher's lancelet) is the source of this 5523-nucleotide messenger RNA. RefSeq names its product tyrosine-protein phosphatase non-receptor type 4-like. Gene Ontology annotation, molecular function: cytoskeletal protein binding; protein tyrosine phosphatase activity. The coding region runs from base 329 to 3307 and encodes 992 amino acids. Gene Ontology annotation, biological process: protein dephosphorylation. NCBI's taxonomy places the organism in Eukaryota, Metazoa, Chordata, Leptocardii, Amphioxiformes, Branchiostomatidae. The record is from RefSeq and is a predicted model, not a curated record. Gene Ontology annotation, cellular component: cytoskeleton; cytoplasm; cytoplasmic side of plasma membrane. The transcript is spliced from 30 exons.